This is a messenger RNA of Naegleria lovaniensis, 1008 nucleotides long. RefSeq lists its product as uncharacterized. The record is from RefSeq and is a predicted model, not a curated record. Lineage: Eukaryota; Heterolobosea; Eutetramitea; Acrasida; Naegleriidae. The coding region runs from base 1 to 1008 and encodes 335 amino acids. Gene Ontology annotation, molecular function: protein binding. The transcript has a single exon.
AUGUCAAUACUUUCAAACACUGAAUGUCACAAUUCUCAGCGAGAUUCAUGUUUUCAAGAAUUGGCCGAUGAUAUUAUUUAUUCAAUUCUAGAAUUUUCAGAAUCCCUAUUUAUUCUUCGGGUGUGUAUGAGAAUAUCAAAACAAUGGUUAAGGAAGGCUUUGGAAAUUCCACUCUCAUACAAAUUUUAUGGGACAACAAUGGUGGAUCAUUGUUAUCAAAGUUAUGAGAAGUCAAUUUCAAACACCAUCAACAGAAGCAAUAUUAUCAUGAUGAGCACCGAAUCCACGAACACGGUUGGAAAAAUUUUGGAGAACAUGACCGAGCUGAGCUUUGUCGGUGUGGAUAUGAAUACUCUGAGUGAAAAUAAUGUGAUCCAUAUGAUCACUCAAUUGAAAUUUAGGAAGAAAUUGAAAAAACUAGAAAUUUCACAAUGUUCAUUGUUGUCACAUAAUGUGAAAAGAUUGUUGUCCUGCGAAAAUUUGCAAAAUUUGGAGAAUUUGGUGCUCACAAAAACUGAGCUUAAAAGUGAAGCCGUUGAGUAUAUUUGUAAGAGUACCUUGUUGAAGAGAUUACAAUCGUUGAACCUUUCUUCGAAUGACAUUACAGAUGUAGAUAUGAAAAUGAUUUCCGAGAGUGAAACUUUAUGCAAUGUGACACAGUUAAACCUUUCACAUACAAAAAUUCAGCAUUCCGGUAUAAUAGCACUCAUGAACAGUCCCUUCAUCACUCAAUUGUCAACCUUACAUUUGGGAUAUUUAAAAUUUCAAUCAAAUGAACUUCAAACCAUUGUAUCCAACCCUCGUUGUAACCAUUUACGUAGCAUCCAUCUACAGUGUAAUAGUAUUCGCACGGAAGGCGCAAGAAUACUGGCACGAAGUGAAUUUGUGUACAAUAUCACACAAUUGGAUUUGGGUCACAACAAAAUUCAAAACGAUGGUGUCAAUUAUAUUGUUACCAGUACUAACUUGAAGAAUUUAAAGGAAUCGAAGAUUAUUCCUUGGAAAUAA